Durotheca rogersii is the source of this 3566-nucleotide messenger RNA. Its product is annotated as tRNA synthetases class I-domain-containing protein. Gene Ontology annotation, molecular function: valine-tRNA ligase activity; ATP binding; aminoacyl-tRNA deacylase activity. Lineage: Eukaryota; Fungi; Ascomycota; Sordariomycetes; Xylariales; Xylariaceae. The transcript is spliced from 4 exons. Gene Ontology annotation, biological process: valyl-tRNA aminoacylation. The record is from RefSeq and is a predicted model, not a curated record. The coding region runs from base 196 to 3516 and encodes 1106 amino acids. Gene Ontology annotation, cellular component: cytosol.
UCAGGAAAUCCAGCACCAUUAAUUACCUACAUCGACUGCCAGACAAAAAAAGACACCCAAUCCCAAUCCCAAUGUCACGAACCCUUUCCCCCUAAUCCCGCCUUCAACACCGUCAAGUUGUCUAGGCUACUCAUCCGAGCACUCUGGGCGUGCAGGCCGCCGUACAGUCCAACUAUUCGCUUCACUCGUGCCACAAUGGCUACAAACAGCGCUCGUGGUAACCCCAUCGACGCAUCCGAAGGCCCGAGCAAGACCGGCGAGGGCACGCCCUCUCCCCUUGCUGCCGACGUCGCAGGCGCCGUGAAAGAAGCUGUCGCGCAGUUGGAUGGUGCCGGCGUCCACGCCCCGGGCCAAGACGCCGGCGUAGCCUCGGCCGGCGCCGACGCCGCUCCCAAGGUCAAGACCGAGAAGGAGCUAGAGCGCGAACGCAAGAAGGCUGAGAAAGCUGCCAAGUUCGAGCAGAAGAAGGCCAAGGCCGCCGCCGUCCAAGCCGACACCGCUGCCUCGAGCAAGGGGAAGGAGAAGAAGGCCAAAGCCCCUAAGGUCGAGGAGGAGCCCCUUGCCCCCUAUGUUGAAGAUACCCCGCUGGGCGAGAAGAAGCGACUCAAGUCCUUCGAUGAUCCCCAGCUGAAGGCCUAUAACCCCGUCGCCGUCGAGAGCGCCUGGUACGAGUGGUGGGAGAAGUCAGGCUUCUUCAAGCCGCAAUUCACACAAGAUGGCAAGGUCAAGGACGAGGGCUCCUUCGUCAUCGUCAUCCCGCCCCCGAACGUGACGGGAGCGCUGCACAUGGGCCACGCCUUGGGAAAUUCUCUGCAGGAUGUCAUGAUCCGCUGGAACCGAAUGCAUGGCAAGACCACUCUGUGGUUGCCGGGUUGCGACCAUGCCGGUAUCAGCACUCAAAGCGUUGUCGAAAACAUGCUGUGGAGACGGCAGGGCAAGACGCGACAUGACCUCGGACGGAAAAAGUUCACCGAUACUGUAUGGGAGUGGAAAGACGACUACCACAAGCGCAUCAACAAUGCCCAGCGCAAGAUGGGUGGCUCGACCGAUUGGAGUAGGGAGGCGUUCACUAUGGAUAAGAACCUCAGUGCCGCCGUAACCGAAACAUUUGUCAAGCUUCAUGAGGAGGGUGUCAUCUACCGCGCAAACCGUCUCGUCAACUGGUGCACGAAGCUGAAUACGGCGCUUUCCAAUCUAGAGGUCAUCAACAAGGAGCUACCAGGACGGACGCUCCUCGACGUGCCCGGAUAUGAUAAAAAGGUGGAGUUCGGAAUCAUCGUCCACUUUAAAUACCCCAUCGAAGGCACUGAAGAGACCAUCGAGGUUGCUACUACGCGUCCUGAGACGAUGCUUGGUGACACAGGCAUCGCCGUCCACCCCCAGGAUGAGAGGUAUAAACACCUUGUCGGCAAGAAUGCCAUCCACCCCUUUAUCAAGGAUCGUCUGAUGCCGAUCGUGGCCGACGACUAUGUCGACAAGGAGUUUGGUACCGGCGCUGUGAAGAUCACCCCGGCUCACGAUCCCAACGAUUUUGCAUUGGGCCAGAGGCACAAUCUAAAGUUCAUUAACAUCCUAACAGACGACGGUUUCAUGAACGAAAACACUGGGCCGUACAAGGGCCAGAAGCGAUUCGAUGUGAGGUAUACCAUCCAGGACGAUCUCAAAGCACGUGGCCUCUAUGUGGAUAAGAAGGACAACCCGAUGAAGGUGCCUCUGUGCGAAAAGUCCAAAGAUAUCAUCGAGCCUAUCAUGAAGCCCCAGUGGUGGAUGAAGAUGAAGGAUAUGGCUGCCGAGGCCGUGAGGGUGGUCAAGGAAGGGCAGAUCAAGAUCAAGCCCGAAAGCGCUGAAAAGAGCUACUAUCGAUGGAUGGAAGACGUCAACGAUUGGUGUCUGUCGCGGCAGCUCUGGUGGGGUCACCAAUGUCCUGUAUAUUUCGCCAAGGUUGAGGGCGAGGCUGGCGAUCCGGCCAACGACAGUUUAUGGUUUUCCGGACGUACGGAAGAGGAGGCACAAGCGAAAGCUGAAAAGGCGCUGGCGGGCAAGAAGUUCACACUGGAACGCGACGAGGACGUUCUCGACACGUGGUUUUCUUCCGGCUUGUGGCCGUUCUCGACCCUCGGCUGGCCGAACAACACCCACGACCUACAAACCUUGUACCCAACCAGCAUCCUCGAGACAGGCUGGGAUAUCUUGUUCUUCUGGAUUGCGAGGAUGAUCAUGCUUGGCAUGAAGAUGGUCGGACAGAUCCCGUUCCGUGAGGUUUACUGCCAUUCGCUCGUGCGAGACUCGGAGGGCAGGAAGAUGUCCAAGUCCCUGGGCAAUGUCAUCGACCCCCUCGACGUCAUCAAGGGUAUCCCCCUGGAGGCGCUCCACGAGAAGCUGACGCAAGGAAAUCUCCACCCGAGCGAAGUCGAGAAGGCCACGAAGUACCAGAAGACGGCGUUUCCCGACGGGAUCCCGCAAUGCGGAGCCGACGCCCUUCGUUUCUGUAUGGUGAAUUACACUACCGGCGGCGGAGACAUCAACUUCGACAUCAAGGUCAUGCACGGCUACAGGAAAUUCUGCAACAAGAUCUACCAGGCCACGAAAUAUGUUCUCGGCAAGAUAGACGAGGGCUUCGUCCCCCAGAAGACGGGAAAACUCACCGGCAAGGAGUCUCUUGCCGAAAAAUGGAUCCUCCACAAGAUGAACAUAGCCGCCAAGGAGAUCAACGAGAGCCUUGCCGAGCGGGAGUUUAUGAAGUCGACGGCCACCGUGUACCAAUAUUGGUACAACCAUCUCUGCGACGUAUACAUCGAGAACUCGAAGGCGCUCAUCCAGGACGGCACGGAAGAGGAGAAGCGCUCGGCCGUCGACACUCUGUAUACCGCGCUCGACAACGCGCUGAGGCUGAUCCACCCCUUCAUGCCCUUCUUGACGGAAGAGCUGUGGCAGCGCCUGCCGCGCCGACCCGGCGACGAGACGCCGUCGAUCAUGCUCGCUCGGUACCCCGUGUACGACCCGGGGUUGGACGACCCGGCGGCCGAGGCCGCGUACGAGCUCGUCAUCGGGGCCUCGAAAGGCAUCCGGUCGCUGAUGGGCGAAUACGCGCUCAAGGACGAAACUCAAGCCUUCGUGCAGACGUACGACGCGACGGCGCACGCGACGGCGGUGGAGCAGGUGCAGUCGAUCAGGUCGCUGAGCGGGAAGGGGGUGCGGAGCAUCGCGGUGCUCUCGGGCGCGGACGCGCGGCCGGCCGGCUGCGUCGCGUUCCCGGUGUCGAGCGCGGCGGCCGUGUUCCUGCACGUCAAGGGCCGCGUCGACAUCGACGACGAGAUCGCCCGGGCGGCCCGCAAGCUCGCCAGGACCCGCGCCGCCCUCGCCAAGCAGCAGAGGCUCGUCGACGACCCCUCCUACCGGCAGAAGGUCGCCCCCGCCCUCCAGGACGCCGACCGCAAGCGCCUCGCCGACCUCGCCUCCGAGGCCAAGGGCUUCGAGGGCACCAUCAAGCAGUUCGAGGACCUGAAGCUCGAGUAGGCCACGGCCAGGGCCCCAAAGGGGGAGGGGGGAGGAAAGGGGGGGGAGGU